Molecule: messenger RNA, 1382 nt
Organism: Alexandromys fortis (reed vole)
Lineage: Eukaryota; Metazoa; Chordata; Mammalia; Rodentia; Cricetidae
Product: aldo-keto reductase family 1 member C13-like
Exons: 10
Coding region: 140-1075 (311 amino acids)
Biological process (GO): steroid metabolic process
Cellular component (GO): cytosol
Molecular function (GO): ketosteroid monooxygenase activity; steroid dehydrogenase activity; aldose reductase (NADPH) activity
Source: RefSeq, a predicted model, not a curated record
UAAGUAAGAAUGGUUAACCAGAAGAACGGGAGUGCCACUUGUUAGCCUAUAGAUCGGAAGAUGAUAUAGGAUGAUUGCCAACUUCCCCUACAAGGCAUAAGAAGAUUCAAGACAUUCUUAGGCAGAGGAGUGACAGGCCAUGAGUUCCAAACAUCAGUUUGUCAAACUAAACGAUGGCCACUUCAUUCCUGCCCUGGGUUUUGGCACCUACAAACCCCAAGAGGUUCCCAUAAGCAAGUCACUGGAGGCUGCCAACCUAGCUAUAGGUGUUGGGCUCCGCCAUAUUGAUACUGCUUAUAUAUAUCACGUGGAAGAGGAGAUAGGGCAGGCCAUUCAAAGCAAGAUUAAAGCUGGCGUUGUAAAGAGAGAAGACUUGUUCAUCACUACAAAGCUUUGGUGUACUUGCUUUCGGCCAGAGCUGGUCCGGCCUAGUUUGGAAAAGUCACUAAAAAGACUUCAACUGGACUAUGUUGAUCUUUACCUUAUACAUUACCCAGUACCAUUGAAGCCAGGGGAUAAUGAUUUUCCAGUAGAUGAACAAGGGAAAUUACUAUUGGACACAGUGGAUUUCUGUGCCACGUGGGAGGCAUUGGAGAAGUGUAAGGAUGCAGGAUUGGUCAAGUCUAUUGGAGUGUCCAAUUUUAACCACAAGCAGAUAGAGAGAAUCCUGAAUAAGCCAGGGCUUAAGUACAAGCCUGUCUGCAAUCAGGUUGAAUGUCAUCUUUAUUUAAACCAGAGUAAGCUACUGGAUUACUGCAAAUCAAAAGACAUUGUUCUGGUUGCUUAUGGUGCCCUGGGAACCCAGCGAUAUAAAGAAUGGGUGGAUCAGAACUCUCCAGUUCUCUUGCAUGAUCCAGUUCUUUGUGAUGUGGCCAAAAAGAACAAGCAAAGCCCUGCCCUGGUUGCUCUGCGAUACCAGAUUCAGCGUGGGGUUGUGCCGCUGGCCCAGAGUUUCAAAGAAAAUGAGAUGAAAGAGAAUUUGCAGAGGCAUAAGUGCUACUCACUGUGGUGGUUUGGAUUAAUGAAGACCAAUAAUAAUAGGUUUUUGAAUUCCAGUUGUCUCCUGAGGAUAUGAAAACCCUAGAUGGCCUGAACAAAAAUUUUCGAUAUCUUCCAACUGAGUCUAUUUCUGACCACCCUGAAUAUCCAUAUUCUGAGGAAUAUUAAUAUGGGGACCUACUCAUGACUUCCUGAAGUUAUUGUGUGUGGACAGUGAUAUUGGUGAUAUGAUUCAGAUGCUGUUUGGUGGAUGCCUCAUUUCCGGUCAACCUAGGCUGCUUGGUAACAGUCACAUUCAAAUGAAGCUCCAGCUAAUGAUCUUGAAGAAAGGCAAUUUAAUUUUCAUGGUGUAUUGAAAUAAAUAUAAUGUUUUCUCCUCAAAA